GCCGCGCUCGAACGCGGGGCGGGAUAAGAUGGCGGUGCGCCAGCAGCUGCAGAAGCUUUUCCAGGAGCCACAGCUCAGCGGGACCAUCACUGUGGAGCGGCCGCUCUUCCCCACCGCUGACGCACCCUUCUGCUUCCCUCCACCGGCCUCGCCACCGGCCUCGCCGUCUUCCUUGUCGGCAUCGGCGGUGGUGUCGCCCCCGCGGCGGCAGGGGCCGCUGCCGGCGGAGUGCGCCAUGUUCCAGUGCGGCGGCUGCUGGGCGGUGCUGGGGGACUCGCUGCACCUGUGCGCGCAGGAGGAGCGGCGGCUUGGCCUCCUCGUCUGCUACAGAGUCACAAACAACGUGGUCUGGGAGGACUCGCUCGUGAUCGGCCUGGAGGGAGCCCUCCUGGGAUGUGCUUACAAUGUAUUAUCCUGUCAGUCAUGUGGCUCGAACCUGGGCUUCAUUCUUUAUUCUGCCCCCAGUGACCUGGCGUAUCUCCGAGGCCUCUUCUGUUUCUUCAAGGACAGCAUCAUCUGUUAUCUAUUAGAAAAACAAAUUAUAAUACAAGCUUCUAAGGUGAAUUUUCCUGCGGUGACUUUGGAGGAACCAGCACAGAAACUGAAAGAAAAGAUUGUGAAGGCCCACAUUCGCAUAGAGUUGCUGAUGAGGAAGGUGGAGGAACUGGAACAAAAGAAUGAUGUGGCAGAAGGGCAAAGACCUGCAUCAGAUGCAGUUGUCCUUCCGCCGGGAUAUGCAAUAGUCAGGAUCAACUAAUACGCCAUCUUUGAGAACUGCUGGAGUUGUUUGUGCAUCUCUGCUGAGUUUGUUCACUAUGGUAAAAUAAUGCACCAGAACAGCUUUGAGUGUUGAUCUGUCACUUUAUCUGUGUAUAGAAAGAACUAGUGCUUAAGUGCAUCCCUUCAAUCUAAGGGGAACACCUCAAAUCUGACAUACUGAAGUUAUACUUGGAAAAAUUAAUAGCUCAUCCAUGCGGUGCAUUGCUCUCUGAGACAGUAUAAUUAUGACUUUGAUUCUCUCUAAUGACUUCAGGGGAAAAACAGCCUUUGAAAUACUAAAAUCAGGUUUCCGGAACUAUACAAAACGUACUAAUGAGCAGAUAUUCAAGAGGGGCUAUUAGAAAUUGAACAUUCUCGCACAGAUCUAAAGUUCUUAUCCUACCUUUUCAUACAGAUACAGCAUUAAUGGCAGCCAGCUGUUGGCCAAGUGGUAUGUGAGACACUGCUAAAUGGCCUCCUGAUCAUUUUUUUUGGAUUUGCUUGUGUGUGGACCCUGCAGAAGGAGCAAGCUAGCCUGUCGUAGAAGCUGCACGGUGUGCUUGCUUGGCGCAUGGAUCUGGGUAGCCCAAUGCUGGCUGGAGCACAAGGCUUUGGAUUUCAAAUUCAAGGGCAACCCAUGUGCCUGCCAAGUCCCCUGGAAGUGCAGCCCCGCAGCUGCACAGGACUGGGUCAAGCUCUUGCUGUGAAGCUCCUCUCGCUGCACCACCUCGGAGGCUUUAGGUGGGCAGCUGCUGCUUAUACUACUACUUAUGUUAACUGUGCUGCUUUUUGAUUAGGAGUUCGGAGUUGUCUUGGUUUGUUCUGAUUAAGCAGUAACAUAGAAUAGCAACAGCCAUUGUGCAGGGAGAGGAGGGGUGCUCACUGUUAAAUUCUAAUAGUAUAUGCUGUCUCAGUGAUUUUUAUUGUUUAUGUUUUACAACUUUGACAGUGCAAAAAUGUAGUGCUUUUCAAUGACAGCUAAAUUCAGGAUAUCAGAAGUAACUACCUGAAGUAAAUGUUAGACUCCUGUAAGAUCUGUUUCAUUGUCCAUAAUGACAAAUGUUGUUUUCUCUAAAGUGAGCUCCAUUGUGAACCCUUAGCUCCUUAGCCGGAAGGCUGUUCUUAAUAGUUGUCAUUGUAUAUUGAUGUGACGUUUGGAAUUGCUGUAUUUGAUUGCUUCAUUAUUAAGAACAAAACAUCUUUAAAGUUGUGUUGUGCAGUGACUUCUGCGUUAAGGGGGCCUGUUGGUUGUUAACUGGGGACUUGUGACUAAGCUCAUUUUGUGCAGGCAUCCCCCCAUCUCAAGUCAAUGUUUUCCAUUGUAUAACUUCACCUUGUGUUACUUGUGACAGCCCUUUUGUUGUUGCAUCAGUCUAAGAAACAUGAUUGAUGACAGGACUACUCACUUUCGCCCUUUUAUUCUGGUUUCUGCAUUGAGACUGUUUCUUGCUAUACACUUUACAUCUAUACCAUCUGUAAUAGUGCUAAAUUGUCUUGUUUCAUUUAGCUAAGCAUCCAUACCUAAAAGGAGAAGAGAGUUGUCAGUUACAUUUUUUUUUAUAUAUUAUCUUUACAGUUGUAAAGAAGAAACUUUUUUAAAUUAAAAAAAAAUAAUCUGAAAUUCAUUAGCAUAUAUUGUGUGGAUCACUGGGUGAGUCAUGU
Molecule: messenger RNA, 2421 nt
Organism: Chroicocephalus ridibundus (black-headed gull)
Lineage: Eukaryota; Metazoa; Chordata; Aves; Charadriiformes; Laridae
Gene: OIP5
Product: Opa interacting protein 5
Exons: 5
Coding region: 29-757 (242 amino acids)
Biological process (GO): chromosome segregation; CENP-A containing chromatin assembly
Cellular component (GO): chromosome, centromeric region; nucleus; chromatin
Source: RefSeq, a predicted model, not a curated record